UGCCAGUAGAACUCUCCCUCCCUGCACCGAAGGAAGAGCCUGACCCUCCUGGAAGGAGCAGUUUCCUGCAGCUGAAAUCUGACUGCAGAAGCGUGGGAGAAAUCUACUGUUCCUUGAGCAGCCUGGCUGUUUAUGCAUGGCGUGUUUGCGUUCCCUGGCAGCGGUGCUGCAGGCACAGACCUUGUGCUUGGGGAAAUGCAGCUGAGUUGCUCAGAAAAAGAACAGACUUUUCAGUUAGUCUUUAACUUGGGUUUCCAUCUGUGCCUUGUGCGAGUGUGUUGUAGGCAUGCGCCCACUUGCUUUCUUGCCCAGGACCAGGAUGAUGACUUGAGGAGGUGCUGGUAGGGUUAACAGUGGGGUGAAGAAGGGGAUACAUGCCACCUGGUCAAGGAUUGCCAGGGCAUCCUCUUUCUAAAGGAGGCUGCAGCACUGUCUGCUGUUUAUUUCUCCCUUCCUGGCUCUGGGGAGAUGGCAUGCAAGCUGGAGCCAGCAAACGUGCAUGGGAAGAGGCAAGGCAGAGGGGGAAGUUUGGCUCGUUCAAAGGGAAAACAUUAUUUUUUUUUUUUGUUCCACAUAAAAACCAGGCAGAAAUAACUCCCGAUACUGCUUUUUUCAGCAGGGAUUGUUGCUAUCUUUCCUUCCAAGGUAAGAGCUGUCUGCUGUGGAUUGCUUGUGAUGCUUUCAGGAGCAGUGGGAGUUGAGCCAUGUCCCUGCAAGCUGUGUGCGAGCAGGCAUGUGUGCGGAGAGGGCAGCAUCCCUGGCUUGCUCUGUGGCACAGGUGUAACGCAGAGAACACGCUGCAGAGCAUGUCCAGGCUGGGCUUUGGAGAUGCUGCUCAGCAGUGCUGUUGUGGAGGAGGGCAAUUGUGAUUGCCACGGUCAGGGUAUGGCUGUGUCCACAUCUCAUCUGACCCUGCUUGGUUCAGUUUCUUCUUGCUACCCCUAAAGUCCCUUUUAAAGGGUGACAGGCUUUUGGUCAAAUGAGAUUUUGCCAGCAUCUGAUCUGCCUUUUGUGCUCUCAUGUAGCACAUUUUUCUGCCUUCUUAGUUUCAGUAUUUCCCUGUUUCUGGAGCAGGUAGAAGCCUGUGGCACACAGAUAGCCUUCCUGGCUCGAGGAAAGCUGGGGUGGUACUGGACGCAACACUGUUCCUUUUUUAAAAGGAAAGAGGCUGGCCUCAGCAAGGGAGCUGAGCUUCUUUGGAACACUCAACUUUGCUUUUAAAGAUGUAUUUGCAAAAGCCUGGAAGCUGAAAUUUGUGUCUGUUUGAUGUGCAACGAAGCUGGAAGUGGUCAUAGCCUUUUAUUUAUUAAUUUAAUUUUAGUGUGUUUUUUCCUCUUCUAAAUAUCGGAAGUUAUUUUUUGUGGAGGAAGAGCUCCAAAAAUGUGCUUUUGAAGUGCCAACAUCACUGAACAUGGUUCGGUAUGAACAAAUCCUGCUUCCUGUCUCAGUGGCUGGAGCCACUGCUCAUGUAGGCAAAACAAAGCUGAAUCACCAUGGGUAUCCAGUUAUCAAUUGCAGGAGGAGCAAGGACAACACAUGCUGUGUUUCUGCUUGUGGGAGUGGAUCUCAGCUGCGCUGUGAGGCUGACUCGGAGCUGCACGGGGCCAGCACUGCGCCAUCAGGGUUUGCGCAUUCAGUGGGGUGAGCCGGCUUCCAACCUCUGCUGCUCAGAAUAAUUGUUUUUCUUAGCUGUGUCGAGGCCUCCGAGCUCCUUGUUGCAAGGAAGAGGACAGAGCUGCCCUGAGCCAUGUCCAAUGACCCUCCGCCACCCUACCCAGGAGGCCCCUCAGCACCACUGAUAGAGGAGAAGCAUGGACCGCCCACCGCAGCAGAUGGUGUCAACCCUGUUGUGGGACAGCCCCAGGGGGUUCCCAUCCCCCCUCCUGAAUUUGGGCCCCCCCCAUACGAGCCACCCUCGCAGCCGGGGUUUGUGCCCCCCCACAUGCCCUCAGACGGCUCUGGGCCCUAUGUGCCGCCUGCAGGUUAUUACCCACCCCCAGGCCCUCACCCUGCCAUGGGCUACUACCCUGCCCCCAGCCACUACCCCUCUCCUGGCGGCCACACGGCGACAGUCCUCGUCCCAUCAGGGACUGCCACCACAGUGACAGUGCUGCAGGGAGAGAUCUUCCAGGCUGCCCCUGUGCAGACAGUGUGUCCCCACUGCCAGCAAGCCAUCACCACCAAGAUCACCUAUGAGAUUGGGCUCAUGAGCUUCCUUCUUGGCUUCUUCUGCUGCUUCGUGGGGUGUGAUCUCUGCUGCUGCCUGAUCCCCUGCCUGUUUGAUGACUUCAAAGAUGUGACACACACAUGUCCCAACUGCAAGGCCUAUAUCUACACGUACAAGCGCAUGUGCUAACAGCACUCUGGGAGCCUGAGCCACUGGAAUGACACCAGCCCCUCUCCUGCUGCCAUCCUAGUCUUAUGCGUGUGCAUUGCUCCUUUGCUUCAUCCUCCGGCGGUGCGUAUGCGUGUAUCCCUGGCUCCCUCCCACUCAGAGCUGCACCCACCUUCCCUGGGCUCUGUGAACAGUUGGAUUGGAAACGCUGGUGUGGGCACACAGGGGAGGUAGGCCCAGGCCCCAGGUGCUCUGUGUGGGGCUGCCGUACAGGAGCAGGGGGCAUCCCUCUGCACCUCCUUAUGCACCAGGGCACUAGUGAAGCCCCACUCACCUGGAGCCACUUGGGGAAGAGCAGGAGCUGCUGCAGGCAGGGGGGCACUGGCUGCCCAGGAGGGGAAGGGGUGGGCCCUGAGCAGCCUGCAGUGUGCACAGGGGAGGCAGCAUGGCCCUUGUGGCACUUUUAGGAGGAUGCCCAGUGGUAGCUCUGGGUCAAGGAGACAGAGAAGGUAGGGCUAUACAUGCCAGGUUUCAGGGUGCAGCCUGUAGGCAAAGCCCCCUCCCAAGGAGCGGCAGGCAGACCCACUACCAAGCCCUGUGUGUGGGGUGGGGUGGGUGGGUGGACACGGCAGCAGCACUACACCCUUAAUCAGUAUCUCCGUCCUGCCAGAGCAGCCACCAGCGUCUGGUGGCCAUGGAUACUCCAGCUGCAUGCACCACCUCUCAGCCCCUGCUAUGGCCCUUUUGGGGAAGAAAAGCCCUGGCAGUUCCUCACCCACCCAGCAAAUUGUUAGCAGAAAAAAAAAAAAUGCAUCUGGCAUGGCGCUCCCUGCUCUGGCACUGUAGAUUAGAGGCAUUUGUUACCAGGCCACAGCUGGCACUCAGCUCUGGAGCAGACCCAUGUCCACCUGCUGCAGAGCCACGUCCUGAGCCUGGCAGGGUCUGCAAGUGCACAGCGCACACCCUGCAGCACCAUACAGCCACCACCACGGCUGCACCUUGUGGGGGUCUCUGUUGCAUGUGUGUGUAGGGGUUUACUUUUAGCUCACAUGAUACUGGGCAGAAGGAAGCAGGUAGUAAUGGGAACUGCCAGCAGCACUAGGCCAGACAAGGGCAAGAGCACCUAGGAGUCAUUUUCUGCAUCUCUGUGUCUGCACCUCCUCCUCCCACCCCUGGCCCCCAGCCCGUGCAGACAGGGCAGCUGGAGCGUGCAGCCCCCAGAGCAAAGCAGGGAUUCUCUCAGGACACAGGUCUGUAAAUACAGCCUGGCCUGCACAGGCAGCUGCUGUUUGCUCAGAGGUAGAACCAUGGCACUAGUCAGUGUUUUUAUGUAAAUAAAUAACAGACCCUGAA
Messenger RNA from Phalacrocorax carbo (great cormorant), 3688 nucleotides. Lineage: Eukaryota; Metazoa; Chordata; Aves; Suliformes; Phalacrocoracidae. The record is from RefSeq and is a predicted model, not a curated record.